AUGCCAAUAACUACUCUGGUUAAGAACAUAUACAAGAGUUUGGUUCAUUACUUUGUUAGUAGGGGUCAAGCAUCUGCUUCGCAACUUCAAUCUUCUCAUCAUCUUUGCAAAAAUAUGGUUGAUUCCUUGAAGCAUAAUGAGUCCCUUGCUACAGGACAUCAUGUUCGUACAUAUAAGGUUGAACAAACAGUAUUUGAGGUUGACGAGGGUUAUGAGAGGUCAUAUUCUGUCAUCCUUCCAGAGCGUUUCUGUCAAUGUGGAAAGUUUAAGGACCUCAAAUACCCAUGUAGUCAUGCCGCAACGAUUGCUUUACAUGUUCGUCAAAAUCCUUUUCAAUAUGUGGAUGACGUAUUCCGGAAAACUAACCUGGUUCGAGCGUACUCAUUUCCAUGGCAGCCAAUUGGUAAUGAGCAAGUUAUUCCACCCAGUGCAGAUCUAGUGCUCAUACCUGAUAAAUCUAUGUUGUGUGCGAAGGGUCAUCUAAAGUCAACUAGAACACGUAACGAGAUAGAUGAAGCUAAAAGCAGUCAAAGGCACAUUAUGUAA
Gastrolobium bilobum is the source of this 546-nucleotide messenger RNA. RefSeq lists its product as uncharacterized. The transcript has a single exon. Lineage: Eukaryota; Viridiplantae; Streptophyta; Magnoliopsida; Fabales; Fabaceae. The record is from RefSeq and is a predicted model, not a curated record. Bases 1 to 546 code for a protein of 181 amino acids. Gene Ontology annotation, molecular function: zinc ion binding.